Messenger RNA from Cooperia oncophora, 441 nucleotides. Lineage: Eukaryota; Metazoa; Nematoda; Chromadorea; Rhabditida; Trichostrongylidae. The record is from the annotation of a GenBank genome assembly.
AUGUCUGAUUCGGGAAAUGGUACGGUGACACCGGAUUGCGAGGUGGCUCCUGAUGCGAAAGAGUUCAAGCAGAAACCAAAUAAUGGAUUCAGAGAAAUGCGAAAUUAUCGAGGAAAUUAUAGAACCGCUGAAAGAGGUGCUUUUCAAGGGACCGAGCGUAAUGAUCAGAGAAACUAUCCUGCGAACAGGGUUCCAAACGGUGUUAACAACAAUUUUCCUCACUAUAGAGGAGGGAACUUCCCGAGGAGACGAGGAGGUCGUUUUGGCCCUGGCCCUAAUAUGGGAACGCACGACGGUUCUCCUCGCCCAGAUUAUUGGCAAUGGGACACGUCCCCCGUUCGUUUCUUUAACUAUCAGAGACCCAAUAGUUUCACUUACGAACCUGGAGUCAGUCGUCGCCCUGGCCCCACCACAUUAGGCUUCAUAUUUCGUGGCAAGUGA